AUGGUGGUACGGAAGAAGGCAAGGGCCAGAAAUGAUUCUGGCGAAAUUCAGGCAGAAGAAGAGAAUGUUGAACAUGAACAGCCUGAAACUUUGGCUGAACGGCUUGGGGAUCCACAAUUUGACGAUAACGAGGACUUGUUGAACAUGGAGAUACCUGAAAGACCAUUGGAAACAGUCUCCAAUGACCCGAAUGAAGCCAGACUUGUCAUUUCCAAGAUUGAAGUUGAGAAUUUUAAAAGUUAUUACGGCCGAAAAGUAUUGGGGCCGUUACAUAAAGUAAGCUUUGUUUUAUGUUGGUAUUAUUAUUUCAGGGGCUUUCACGCAAGCUUUAACUAUAAAAUAAGAAUUUAUACAUAUAAAACUAUUAUUUUUGUUUUAGAAUUACACUUCGAUCUUGGGACCAAAUGGAAGUGGAAAGAGUAAUGUGAUCGACUCAAUUCUUUUUGUUUUUGGGUUUAGAGCCAACAGAAUCAGAUCCAAGAAGUUGUCUGUUUUGAUUCACAAAAGUGCAGCUCAUCCGAAUGUGAAUUCAGCUGAAGUUACAGUUUUCUUUGAGAGAAUCUGGGAUAGAGUAAGUCAAUAAAUGUUUACACAUAAGUUUAGGCAUUAACUAGAUGCAACAUAUACGUUAUAUACUUAAAGUAUAACAAGAAAUGUUUUUAGGGUCCAAUAGAAUACGAAGUAAAGCCGGGGUCUCAGUUUUCUGUGACAAGAACCGUGAAUUCUGAUGGCAGUAGUCGAUAUUACUUUAACAGAAAGACGGUAAAGCCUGACGAAUUAAGGAAGAGAUUGAAGGAAAAUGGCAUCGACCUGGAUCACAACAGGUUUUUGAUCCUUCAAGGUGAAGUUGAACAGAUUUCUUUGAUGAAGCCGAAAGGAGAUGAUAAGGGCGAGGAAGGCAUGUUGGAGUAUCUGGAAGAUAUUAUUGGCAGUAAUCGACUGAAAGCCCCCAUUGAGAAGUUGGCACGGCGCACAGAACGGUUGGAUGAACAGUUAAAAACUGUAGCCAAUAGGUGAGCAUUUAAUUCUAGAUAAAAAUACAAGUUGUUUGGUAUUCUUAUAAUCAUUUUUGUAAUUUUGGGUAUAAAUUAAAGUAAUUCUUUACGUUUUUAGACGAACGUUGGCAGCUAAAGAGCAUACUGACUUGAUUGAACCUCUAACAGAGCUUUUUAAGAUUUUGAAGUUGGAAAACGCUAUUACAAAGUGCAAUAAUCAGCUCUAUCACAUCGAAAAGUGCGUUUAUUUUCAUUGUUAUGUUUUUAGGGUUUGGUUAAUUAACUUAUAUCAUUUAGAAAAAAAAUCAAUGAUGAAGCGAGUGGUAUCCAAAGAGCAUACAACACAAUGAAGGAGGACCAAGAUAAAGAUGAAAAAGAGAAGGAUGAACUGGCUGAGCAAGCGGCACAAGCUAGGAAAGAGGUAAUAAGGCUUCAGAAGCAAGAAAAUGAUUUGAAAGAAGAGAAGGACACCAAAGAAGAAGAACAGAAGAGGUAUGAGACUACUAUCAGGAUGAUCGAAGGAGAUGUCACACGGAAUCAAGAGAAACUUCAAAAGCUCACAAAGUCGUUGGAAAAAGACAACAAAAAGGUUAGUAUAUUUUUAGGUAACAAAUUGUAAACUAAGAUUUCAAUUUUUCAGUUUUAGGUAGCAUAUUAUGUAGACUCCACGUGAUUUUAUCAUGUUUAAAGCUUAUUGUUGCAUUGUUUUAGUUAGUGGAUUUGGAAGCAGAACCAGAAAAAGCUGAAGAUGUUAUUAAAGAGUUGGAGGGAGAAAUCGACCGGUUGAAAAGUGUAGCCGAGGAUAAGGAAGAAAAGUAUCGUGAGAAGCAGAUGGAAGCAAAUGAGGUCAACGAUGGAUUACGAGUGGCAUUGCAAGACCUGAUGCCUACUGUAACAGAAAGCAAGUCCGCGGCUGACAGUAUUCAAAGUAAAUUGACACUGGCUUCUGCCAAAGUUAACCAACUGAAGGCUGCUUUGGAGAAUCCGAAGAAGGAAUUGGAUAAAGCAGAGGAAGACCUGGAACAAGCAAAAACUGAGCAUGAAAACUUUAAAAGGUGUGACAUUUUAGAUUGUGCUUUUCAUUAGUUUAUGUGUUAGGUGUUUUCUGAGAAGCAUGUUACUAUACUUGAUGUUUAGGGACAUUGAGAACAAAGUUCACCGUAAGCCUGAGUUGGAGCAAGAGAUUGCUCGAUUGAGGGAGUCCUACAAUAGCAAGAAGGGGAUGGAAGCUCAGCUCAAUGACGAGAUCAGAAAGUUGUCUCAUGAGUCGCAACAGUUUAACCAACAAAGUGAUGGUCGACAAAACCCUACGUUAAAUGCCAUUAUGACCGAAAAGGCAAAGGGCAACUUUCCUGGAGUUUACGGCCGUUUGGUAUGUUGUUUUACAUAAUGUUUUUUUUUAUUUCUAAUCUAUUCUGAAGCUCUUUUUAUGUAUUUGUAUAUUUAGGGUGACCUUGGAGGAAUUGAUGAGAAAUACGAUGUAGCCAUCUCUACUGCUUGUGGUCCUUUGGAUAACAUUGUAGUAGACACUGUAGAAACUGGUCAAAAGUGUCUUGAAUUCAUGAAAAAGAACCGUCUGCCUCAUGCUACCUUCAUUGCUUUGGACAAACAGCAAAACUUCUGGAGUAAAAUCAAUGCGAAGCCGUCAACGUAAGUUUUUUAAAUUUAUGAACAGGAUAUUUAUUUUUUUUGAAAUAAUAACAAAUUUAUAGGAAUUUACGUAAAUAUCCCCCAUAAUUCUAAUUUUCAGGCCUGAAAACGUCCCGCGUCUGUUCGAUUUGAUCAGAAUCAGCGACGAAGACGUGAAACCAGCAUUUUACUAUGGAUUGAGAGAAACUUUGGUCGCCGAAAACGUUGACCAAGCAGCCAGAGUAUCCAACGCUAGAGGCAUGAGAUAUAGAGUUAUCACUUUGGGCGGUGAUUUGUUUGAAACGACUGGUACCCUUUCUGGUGGUGGUAAAAGUCAAAGAAGGUAAUAUUUUUUAGGAAUAACUAGUGGUUUUAAAGGUAUUUUUUUUUGGGAUUUGUUUAUUACUCAACAACCUUUAUUUUGUUAAAUUUGAUUGUGAUGUUUUAGAGGUCGGAUGGGUAAGCAAGCCAAGACAGAUGCUUCUCGGAGACUGUCAGUGAAUCUGAGAAAGAUUGAAGAAACUCUGAGGACCAAACAGACAGAGCUGGGACAGUUGAGGAUCGCUUUAAGGAUGGUAAGUUGAAUUUAAAUCUCAUAAAUGUUGUUUUCUUGUAUAUGUCUUACACAAAAACCAAAAUAAUACAUAUUUUCCAGAUGGACGAGAAGAUUCGAAAUGACGGUGACGAACUUGAACGGAUGGGACGAACUGGUGACCAAGAUAGAAGUCGUUUGAACAACAUGGAGAGGAAGAUCCAGACCCUAAAGGAAAAAGUUGCCCAGGCCAAAAGAGAUUUGUCCAAAAACGACAGUAAACGACAAGAACUUGCUGAGAUCGAACGGGAGGUCGAAAGCUUUUUGGAACAAAAGGCAUCAGCUGACAGUGAAGUUGAAGAAGUGACGAAGCGAGUGAAGGAACUGAAGCAGAAGAUCAAAGAAUCCGAGAAUCUGAUUGUUGGCAAAGCCAAGAAGUCAUUUGAAAAAGCCAAAGAAGACUUCGAGUCAGCCCAAGCCGAGAUCAAGAAGGCCCAUCUUACCAUCAGCAACUCCAAGUCUCUGAUUCAGAAGGCAAAACGUCAGAUUGAUUCCACCGAAAUGGAGAUCAAGGAUCUUGAAUAUCAGAUCGAAAAGGCCGAAGAAAGAAAGGCAAAAGCACAAGAAAAGGUAGAUAUUCUAACCAAUCAGGUUGAGGAAUGUGGUCGAAAACUUUCUAAGAUCAUCGAACAAAUUGCAACAAUAUCUAGCCAGACUACCGAGUGUUCAGAAAUAGAAUUAGUGUUAACAAAGCAGAUUGACGACAGGAAAAGAUCCAUGGCCGAGUACGAGGGAAGGCUGAAAGAGUUCAACAAUAAAAUGGAUGCCAUAACGAAAAAGGUAACCAUUAUUUUAUUUCUAAUUAGUUUGCUCAUUGAACUCAUUGUUGUUGUUUAAAUAAGUUUAUAAUUCAGAAGCUAAAUUUUUAUAUUUUUACUUCUAUUUUUAAAUCAUUUUAGAUAGCCAAUUUGCAAACUUUCAACGUCCGUCAGAAUCUCCAACAAGUGAAUGCAAACCAACACCAGUUCAGACUUGAUGAUACAGUUAAUACAAGUUCAAACCGCAACGAAACUGCGACAGACUCCACUAUCAAAGAGGAUCCAGAUGCGACGUUAACAGAAGAAAGAACCCUCACCGAGAAUAUUGAUGAACAUCAAGAUACAGAAGAAGAACAUCAAGAUGAUACAGUGUUGCAACGACCGUCCUCAAGCCGUGCUCCAAGCAGAAUGCGACAAAAGAAUAACUCCAGAGUCAAGGAAGAACCUCAAAGUCCAGUGUCAAUGAAUGAUUCUGUCGCGAGUAGAAGAAACAGAAGGAGGAAAGCGGAGCCAGGAGAGGACGCCGACGAAAGUCGUAUGCUAGAUGGAGAACAAGAAGAAGGUGACGACCUUCCGAACACCACCACUAUCACCUCCACGGAUGGUAAUGUUACUCACGAUCCUGCUUAUGACUUUGGUCAUCUUCCAACCUAUUCUCCAGCUGAAAUAGACGCUUUUGAUGAAGCUCACAUCAGAAUCGAGUUGACUAGGAAAGAAAAGAGAAGACAACGAUAUCCAAAGGAAUUCAACCUCGACCUGAUUCAGGAAUAUGCUGAUAAGGUAAGUUUUCCUAUUUUAGGUACUCCUACUUUUUUGAAACGUUAUUUCGUUGUAGUAUGUUUUUUCGACUCUUUUGGGAGAUAACUAUUACGUUAGCUUCGUAGGUCUUAAUUCUUUACGUUUUAGCUUGAAAAGUUGAAUUCCGUAGAUGCCCAAUACAAUUCCUUGAAAGGGUCCUUCGAUGCCCACAGAAAGAUGUUUGACACGUUGAAGAAAAUGCGGGUUACUGAGUUUCAAGAAGGCUUCCAGAGAAUCUGUGUGGCCACCGAAGACACCUACAAGAUGUUAACCAUGGGAGGAGAAGCGUCAUUAGAGUUGGUGGAUUCCAUGGAUCCAUUCACUUCUGGCGUUUCAUAUCAGUAAGUGUCAAGAAGGGCCGCGGAAAAUUUUUUCUUAAUAUUUAUUGUAUAAUCGUUUAUUUUUAUUGUGGUAGAGGAGUAGUCAUAAUGAAAAUUGUGACAAAUCUUUUUCAGAGUCAGACCACCAAAGAAAACCUGGAAACAGAUCACUAACUUAAGUGGAGGAGAGAAGACCUUGGCCUCUCUGGCCCUUGUCUUUGGUCUACAUUCAUAUAGACCGACGCCAUUUUAUGUCAUGGACGAGAUCGAUGCUGCUUUAGACUACAGAAACGUGUCCAUCAUAUCAACUUUUGUGAAAGAGCGAACCAAAAACGCUCAGUUUGUGAUUAUUUCGUUGAGGAACAACAUGUUCGAGAACGGAGACCGGCUUCUGGGUAUCUACAAGGUCAACGACUGUACUAACAAUGUCAUCUACGACCCUGAUGAAGUCGAAAACGAGCCGCCUACUGUAGGUUAACUAGUGUUACCACCAAUUUCCUGUCUUUUAACAUUCAUUUAUUGAUCUAACAAUAAAAUUUUAUUAUCAAUGUCGUGUCUAUUCACUUCUCUCCUAAGCACGAACUUAAUCUCUUAAAUACCGUUUGUUCUCUCUCUACUCAAUAAUGAAAUUUAGGUAAGAAAUAGAGAACCAGCGUCAGACGUCAGUCAUGUGUCAGAAGCGGCCGCUCACCUACGUGUAGAUGAAGGACCACCACCCAAGAGAAGGAGAUCCGUUAAAUCUGAACGAUAA
Bursaphelenchus okinawaensis is the source of this 5843-nucleotide messenger RNA. The record is from the annotation of a GenBank genome assembly. NCBI's taxonomy places the organism in Eukaryota, Metazoa, Nematoda, Chromadorea, Rhabditida, Aphelenchoididae.